UUUUUCUGCAUGGUCAUUUGCUGUUGUUUAUCUUCUGUCUCAGGAAAGCAGCUAAGCCUUGAAGAAUGUUGUCAGAAGGGUAUCUUUGUGGAAUCCCCUAUUUUUGUGACGACUUCUUGAGUUCCAAGCUCUACAGAAAACGAGCAGCAGAGGAGAAGGUGCAUGAGAUGAGCUCCAUGUGUGGCUUUACCUAUUCCUCCAUGGAUGAAACACAGGGCAGAAGUCUCUUUCAGAGGUGCAGGUCUGUGAGCAAGUUCUUUUCUUCAGUCCAUUCAAAAGGAAGCAAACACAACGGAAGACAGAAAGAGACUUUACUGCAGGUUAUUCAGAGCACAGAGUUUGAAAGGCAAACAUCUCCAGUUGGGGAUAUGUCUGGAGAAUCCACAAGUAGAGAUACCUACCUGGUUCCUUCUUCCUGUAAAAGCAUUUGCAAGAAUUACAAUGAUUUACACAUUGCUGGAGGCCAUGUGAUGCCUAUCAGCUCAGUAACAACAGAUUUUACCUGUGACAGUGGGAUAGGCCCAUUUUUGGAGUCAUCAGAGAUUCCUCCACCUAUGGAAUCCAUGAGGAUGCCAACCAAUGACCUCAUUCGCAAGCCCGUCCAAGGGUACUCGUCAUGCUGGCGAGUGACCAGCAUAAUGCAACACCAGCAGCCACUCUCCAAUUCAAUACUGAAUGACUACCUAGAGCAGAAAGUGGUGGAGUUGUACAAGCAGUAUAUCAUGGACAGCAUGGUCAACAGUGCAUCCCCCACUCAGAUCCUGGCCUCUGAGCUCAUCAUGACCAACGUAGACCAAAUCAGCAUGCAGAUAUCACGAGAGAGGAAUAUGGAGACCACCAAGGCCAAAGACAUGGUCAUUAACUGCCUGUUACGACUGGCCAGUGGAAAAGUAUCUAGUGAAAUAAGCACCCCUAGUCUGCAUAUUUCGCAAUAA
This is a messenger RNA of Terrapene triunguis (Three-toed box turtle), 935 nucleotides long. RefSeq lists its product as uncharacterized. Gene Ontology annotation, biological process: regulation of toll-like receptor signaling pathway. Bases 66 to 935 code for a protein of 289 amino acids. The transcript is spliced from 2 exons. Lineage: Eukaryota; Metazoa; Chordata; Testudines; Emydidae. The record is from RefSeq and is a predicted model, not a curated record.